AAAUCGGCGCGGCUAUUGGCUUAGGAGGAACAACUGUUGGACCAACGGCCGCCGGGGUAGGCCUCAGGUAGCGCCCCAGUGCGCAGGCGCGAUUCGUUUUCUUCGCUUCCCGGGCGGCUGACGCGUCACAUUCCACCUCAGCGCGUCAGGACUUGAGCUUGGAACGGCGGCUGAAGGAAGCGGGGCAGGGAAGAGCGGGAGGCCGGAAAGAAGAGGCGAAGGAGGCAGUCGCUGAAGGGGCAGCCGGCGACGACCCUCACGCACCUGCCUUCCCGACUCGGAGCCGGCCCAGCUCUGCCCCGCCCCCCUAGCCUCAGCGGCAUCAACCGUGGCCGGGAGGAUGCGCCGCCGCCCCCUGGCCCGGAGAGGUAAACGGGGGAGACGAUGAAGGAGCCGCCUCGACGGCUUCUGUUCUGGGCCUCCUGCUUGCUGCUCUGCUGCCUGCUCGGGCUUCCCUGCUGGCAUGUCUUUUGUAAAGAGAGCCCUUCAUCUGCAUCUAUGUAUUCACCAAAUGAGAACUAUCCCUUGGCAAGCAUGGAAGAAAACAUCCAGGAAAAGGAGGAGAUGGAUGGACACGUUGAAGUGCUCCCUUUAGAACAUGAUGAAUCCAUUGUGAGAGGCAAUCCAGAAGAAGAGUGUUCGGUUGACUGCACAAAGCAAAAACAGACCAUAGAGAUGGGGGAAUCAAGAACACCCGAAGAUGAGACUCAACCUUCAGUGGAUUUAGAUGAAGCUUCUUCUAGUACAGCUGCUGUCCCCGAGAAAAUUUCUAGUACACCUACCUCAGAGAUCUUGCCAGUCUCUCAGCCUAGUGCAACAGAAAAUUCCAGUGCUGAUAAUCCCGUAGUCACCUCUGCCGAAGCUGAACAGGCAGAACCUAACUGCGAUAUUGGUGGGGCACUUGAGGCCGACGCUUUGAGUGAGCCUUCCUCUCUUGUGGCUUCGCCAGAGAGCCUUGUAGGCCAGCACAUAGAAAACAUCUCCUCACGCACCAAGGGGAAAAUGACUAAGUCAGAAUUUGAACCGAAGCUUGCUGCUGAGCAGAAGACGGAUCCAAAGUCAGCAUUGAACGCUUCGGGUAACUUAAGAGGGGAUAGAAAAGUGGGCGAAAUUGACCCAACUUCUGUGAUAGCUCCAAAGGACCCAGGAGAUAUUCCUACAUUCGAUGAAUGGAAGAAGCAGGUUAUGGAAGUAGAAAAAGAAAAAAGUCAGGCAAUGCACCCAUCCUCCAAUGGAGGUCCACAUCCUACAAAAAAGGUCCAGAAAAACAGAAAUAACUAUGCUUCCGUGGAGUGUGGUGCCAAAAUAUUGGCAGCUAAUCCAGAAGCCAAGAGUACGUCAGCUAUACUAAUGGAGAAUAUGGACCUCUACAUGCUGAAUCCAUGCAGUACUAAAAUAUGGUUUGUUGUGGAGCUGUGUGAGCCAAUUCAGGUGAAGCAGCUGGACAUUGCCAACCAUGAAUUAUUCUCAUCCACUCCCAAGGACUUUUUAGUGUCUAUCAGUGACAGAUACCCAACAAAUAAGUGGGUCAAGCUGGGCACUUUUCACGCUCGAGAUGAGAGGAAUGUCCAGAGUUUUCCUCUGGAUGAACAGAUGUAUGCAAAAUAUGUAAAGAUGUUCAUCAAGUACAUAAAGGUGGAGUUGGUGUCCCAUUUUGGAUCAGAACAUUUCUGCCCUUUGAGCCUUAUAAGGGUGUUUGGCACUAGUAUGGUUGAAGAAUAUGAAGAAAUAGCUGACUCUCAGUACCAAUCUGAACGACAAGAGCUUUUUGAUGAAGAUUACGAUUAUCAUUUGGACUACAAUGCGGGUGAAGAAAAAUCUUCAAAGAACCUAAUUGGCUCUGCCACAAAUGCUAUUUUAAACAUGGUGAACAUUGCUGCUAACAUACUCGGAGCGAAAUCUGAAGAGCAUUCCACCGAUCAGGGAAAUGAAAGUGUUCCUGAAAAUACAACUGCCACAUCCAGGGUAGUGCCAAAUCUGCUGGAGCCAACUACCACUCCUUCUCUGGAGCUUGUUGCUUCAGAGAUACCACAAACCGAGAAGGAGCCGUUAAUCGUAGAUGUGGCAAAAGAGAGCCCAAUUGUUCAGCUUGUGCAAGAAUACGAAGAGGAAGCGAGCCGAUCAACCGUGACCCUGCUGCCCAGCGAUGAGCAAGAAGAAGAGACAUUGUGGUUUGAAUCGGAAACACAGAUCUAUUGCUACGAGCUGAUGACCGUCUGUUGCAUCUCCACUUUUUCGGAAUAUCUGUACAAGCGCUGUUCAGCCAUCAUAGCGCUGCAUCGCUACCACAGCAAAAAGGAUACCAGUUGGAGAAAAUCGUACUCUGCCAUUUUCCAGCCCCAGUUGGUUUCAACCAAAUCUUUGUACACAUCAAUACAUGAACCCUUUCCAGACAAAUUGGAAACCCCUGUUCCAGAGCCACCUGAAACCAUUGUAGGCAUCCUAAGCAGUGUAUCAACCGAACCUACGAUUAAUCAGACCGAGGGAACUUUUGAACUGGAACCCAGUCACCCUCAGACGGUGUCUCAGUCAAUCCUGUUGGAUGUCACUGCAGGAGCCAAGUCGCAGUCCACAGUGGAUGUGUCCUCUGAGCCCACAAAACCGGAAGUUGUGUCUGAAGCUCCAGAAGCUCCUCCCCAGGAGGAAAUCUCUGCUGAAAAAGACGAAGCCGUUGGGUCUGUUACAGAGAAACUGCCCGAAACCAGUGUUGUAACUGAAGUCAAAGAGACUGGAGAAGAGAGGACCUCUACUGAAACAGUCUCCAAGCCAUCAGAGACUGUUAUACAGUCAGAAUGUACUGGAGCAGUAGAAAGCAGCGAUGGGGAAACAAAGGCAGGUUCCUUGGAAACGGAAAACCCAGUGACAUUGCCUGCUGUAGAGCCAUCUUCAUCAGAAAUAAAAGAUGAUGACACAGCGGUCGAGGAACCCUUUCUCCCUAUCCCCGUCUCUGGUGGAUUACCACGGACUGCUACCGACUUCUAUGCUGAACUGCAGAAUUCUACAGACUUGAGUUACACUAAUGGGAACCUUGUUCAUGGAUCUAACCAAAAAGAGUCUGUCUUUAUGAGGCUCAACAAUCGCAUUAAAGCCCUGGAAGUCAACAUGUCUCUCAGCAGCCGCUAUUUGGAAGAACUUAGCCAAAGAUACCGUAAGCAAAUGGAUGAAAUGCAGAAGGCCUUUAAUAAAACAAUAAUACAACUUCAGAAUACUUCACGCCUGGCAGAACAGCAGGAUUUGAAGCAGACAGAGGCCAUUCAACUUCUGCAGGCACAGCUGACCAAUAUGACACAGCUAGUUUCCAAUCUGUCCUCAACUGUGGCUGAACUCAAAAUAGAGGUUUCUGAUCGCCAGAGCUAUCUUGUCAUUUCCUUGGUGCUCUGUGCCAUUCUAGGCUUGAUGCUUUGCAUACAGCGCUGCAAAAAUAGGUCAGAGAUGGACAACAACUACUGCUCAGAACUUCUCAAAAAUAAUCACUAUCCCAGUCCAAAAAGGUGUUUUUCUUCCUAUGAUGAUAUGAACUUGAAAAGAAGAACCUCUUUUCCACUCACCAGGUCUCAGUCUUUUCAGCUGAACAGCAAAGAAGUGGACCCGGGUGAUCUGUACAUUGUAGAGCCGUUGAAGUUUUCGCCAGAGAAAAAGAAGAAACGCUGCAAAUACAAAACUGAAAAGAUUGAGACGGUCAAACCAGCGGUGGAGCCCAUGCAUCCAGUAGCGAAUGGGGAAAUAAAAAGCAGGAAGCCCUAUACAAACCAGAGGGACUUCUCCAAUAUCGGCGAUGUGUACCACUCUUCGUACAAAGGUCCCCCGUCAGAAGGAAGCUCAGAAACUUCCUCGCAGUCUGAAGAGUCCUACUUCUGUGGCAUUUCGGCGUGCACGAGCUUGUGCAACGGACAAAUCCAAAAGACAAAAACGGAGAAGAGGGCUCUCAAGCGGAGACGGGCUAAAGCUCCGGAGCAGGGGAAGCUCAUAAAAACUUUAAUACAGACUAAGACGGGGUCCUUGCCGAGCCUGCAUGAUAUCAUCAAAGGAAACAAGGAACUGACUGUGGGAACACUCGGCGUCACAGCCAUUUCUGGGCACCUUUAAAAUGCAUUGAACUCUUUGUAGCAGAGAGCCUUUUUUAUGACAAAACUUGUAUUAUUGGGAGGGGAAAAGGUUGGUUAAUGCAAAGCGUCUCAAAAUCAUAUGGUGGCUCUUUUCUUAAGGAUUGUGUAAAUAACCAACCUUGGUGGUUAUAAGCUUCAGCUUUCUCCAAGCUGAUUUCUGAUACGGAUAGCUGGAGGGAGGAAAACUGCCUUGGGCGGGGGCGGGGGGGAGAGACACGGCUCGUUUUAUACAGUUUUUUUCACAAAUGCUGAUGCUAAGAUCUUGAAACCCAGUUUUGGGCGGAACAGAGUUUAAAAGCAUAACCCCUUUCCCUUUUUGCUGUGUUCCUAUUUCUAGCACCUUCCCAUAUUUAUGUGCCUUUUGUCUAUUUAUAAUGCCACUGGAAGAGGGGGGGGGAGGCAUUUUACUUGUAAGUUUAGGUCUUCUGAAAAAUGCAACACUACCAUGUUUUUAGGAGAGUAUGCUGUCCUCCAGUGGGAGUCCGUAAUGUGCUUUGGAUAAGUUAGAAAUGCAUUGCCAGGGUAGAUUUUUUUCUCGUCGGAUCUUUGUUUCGCAAAGGCAGUUGGGGCCAAUACCACAUACAUCUGAUGUAGCAGCUAACGUUCCGAUGGUACAAUAAUACCCCUGCAGGAUGUGAUGUUAACAAAACAUGCCUUUGUUGCCUAGACUGACUUGAUUUAACUCUUGUUUAAUCAGCGUUUGCGAUCGCUGAUUCUCUUCCUGUACUAAGAAAUUGGGAGGAAGAACUGUUCUGUGUUGGUUCUGGUUGCAGUGGGGGGGCCGUAAACAAAUGUGCAAGUCAGUGUCGAGCUCUAGGUUGUUCUGUUCCAAAGGUAUGUCCAUAAUGUUUGCUUCUCUAUUUUUAUUGGCUAACCCAUGUGCAGUGUGCUUGUGUGUGGGUUUUUUUUGUAUUUUUCUCAUGUGUGGUUUUGUUACAAAGUUGGGUUUGUAUGAGUACAUCUGAGUGAAUGUGACAAAAAGGUCCUUAUUUGAGAGGUUCAAGGUUCAUGUUGUAUAAGAUAUAACUUAUUGAGCACUUUUAGUCGCAAUCUCUUUGUGGUUUUCUUUUUUAAAAAACAGCUAAUGCCUUUUCCUGGGUAUUACACGUAAAUGUGAUUUAUUUAAAAGGUAUUGUUUUGCUGCUUUCAUGUUAGUUUUGGAAUACAUUUUACAGUAAUGUCCUUUAGAGCCUGCACAUCUAGCCAGUCAAAGCAUACGGACCUAAUUUUUUUUUUAAAGAAUGAAUUGACCGGGAAGGGGGCGGGGUCCAAACCAGAAGGGAGAUCAGAAGGGGUUCUACUAUUUUGAGCGGACGCAUAGAAAAUUGUGGCACAAGGAACUUGUAAUACAUGACUACAAAUUUGUAGUGCCAGUAGAAACUGUGAAUUUCCAAAUAAAUCUGAACACUUGUCUUUAAAA
Messenger RNA from Heteronotia binoei (common prickly gecko), 5526 nucleotides. It is a transcript of the gene SUCO, whose product is annotated as SUN domain containing ossification factor. The transcript has 24 exons. The record is from RefSeq and is a predicted model, not a curated record. Gene Ontology annotation, cellular component: membrane; cytoplasm. Gene Ontology annotation, biological process: regulation of bone remodeling; protein folding in endoplasmic reticulum. NCBI's taxonomy places the organism in Eukaryota, Metazoa, Chordata, Lepidosauria, Squamata, Gekkonidae. Bases 385 to 4086 code for a protein of 1233 amino acids.